Molecule: messenger RNA, 6054 nt
Organism: Myxocyprinus asiaticus (Chinese sucker)
Lineage: Eukaryota; Metazoa; Chordata; Actinopteri; Cypriniformes; Catostomidae
Product: integrin alpha-2
Exons: 30
Coding region: 56-3592 (1178 amino acids)
Biological process (GO): cell-matrix adhesion; cell-cell adhesion; integrin-mediated signaling pathway
Cellular component (GO): integrin complex; external side of plasma membrane
Molecular function (GO): integrin binding
Source: RefSeq, a predicted model, not a curated record
CUGUGAGACUGCAGACAUCAGUAUCUGCUCUUCUUUGUUAACUAUCUCUCCCAGCAUGGACAAAAUGGAAAAAGCUGUGAUACUACUUUUAUUGCAGAGUUUCUACAUUGCUCAAACUCAGGGGUUUAAUGUGGGGACAGCAGGUGCUAAAAUCUUCUCAGGUCCUGCGCUCGAAGAAUUCGGUUACACUGUACAGCAAUUAAGCAAUGAUCAAGGAAAAUUGCUGCUGGUGGGUUCUCCCUGGAGCGGAUACCCACAAAAUAGAAAAGGAGACGUGUACAAGUGUGAGAUUGGUGAUUCUAGAUCCAGUUGUGAGAAACUACACCUUGAAAAGUCUGUCAGCAUAGGCGACGUGCAGAGCAUCAACAUCAACAUGAGUCUGGGUCUGACUCUCACUCCAGUAACUAAAAGUAACAGAUUUAUGACAUGUGGUCCUCUGUGGGCUCAGAGCUGUGGCAGUCAGUACUUUUAUCCUGGUGUCUGUGCUGAAGUGACAACACAGUUUUCUCUCAAGUCGGCCUUCUCCCCUGCCCUUCAAACAUGCGGCGGGCCAAUGGAUGUUGCCAUUGUUUUGGAUGGAUCAAACAGUAUAUACCCUUGGCCUGAUGUCAUAAACUUUCUCAUAAAACUUCUGGAGAAUCUUGAUAUUGGACCUGAUCAAACUCGAGUCAGUAUUGUGCAGUAUUCAAAUAAUUGGUCCUUUCAUAACCAUUUUAGUUCUGACCAAAACAAAGAAAAAGUUAUUUCCAUGGCUUCUGCCAUUCCUCAAAAAACUGGAGACGAAACCCACACUUUUGAUGCAAUUGACAAUGUCAGAAAAGUGGCUUUCCUACCAAACAAUGGUGGCCGUCCAGGUGCCACUAAGGUGAUGGUAGUAGUAACUGAUGGAGAGUCUUUUGAUGGGCAUAUAGGUCAAGAGGUCAUUAAGAGGUGUAACGAAGAUGGCAUUAUUCGCUUUGGCAUUGCUAUUCUCAAGGAAAGUGCCAACAUUGAAAAAUUCAUCCAGGAGAUUGAAUUGAUUGCUAGCACUCCGACAGAGAACUACAUGUUCAAUGUGUCGUCAGAGAAAGCUCUAAUUAAUAUUGCGGGAACUCUUGGGGACAGAAUCUUUAACAUUGAAGGCACCAGCCAAGGACAAGAUUUUCAAUUGGAGAUGUCCCAAGUUGGAUUCAGUGCACAUCAAACCAAUAAUGAGGACAUGAUCAUGCUCGGUGCGGUUGGGGCGUAUGGAUGGAGUGGGACCAUCGUCCAUCGAAUUGCUCAGGAAUCCCACAUUUUCCCAAAAAAUGCUUUUGAGAAAAUCCUGGAAGACAGAAACCACAGUUCAUUACUUGGAUACUCUGUCACUACUUUGACUGAUGGAUCAUCUGAGUUUUAUGUGGCUGGUGCUCCUCGUGCCAUUCAUAGAGGACAGGUUAUAGUGUACAUAAUCAACAACCAGAGACAACCCGUCAUUGUAGAUUCACAGCGAGGAGAGCAGAUCGGGUCUUAUUUUGGCAGCGUUCUCUGUCCUGUUGAUGUGGAUUCUGAUGGCAUGACUGAUCUGCUGCUGGUUGGAGCGCCAAUGUUCAUGAGUGAAGAGAAGUUUGAAACUGGGAGAGUCUACCUGUUCUACAUUACCAAGGGCAUCUUAAGCAACCAGGGCAUCUUAGAGGGUUCCUCACCUUUGGAGAACGCUCGGUUUGGAACGGCCAUCACUGCCGUUUCAGAUAUUAAUCUGGACAGCUUCAUUGAUGUGGUGGUUGGAGCUCCAUUGGAAGGCAAUGGCCAAGGUGCCAUUUAUAUCUACUAUGGAGACAGAAAAACCAUCAGAAAGCAGAGCUCACAGAAAAUACUUGGAUCCAAACUGGACCCGGCUCUCAGGUUCUUUGGGCGUUCUUUAGAUAGCAGUGGAGAUAUGAAUGGUGACUCAAUCCCUGAUGUUUCAGUCGGAGGGUUUGGGAAGGUAGUGCAACUCUGGUCAAAGGGAGUUGCAGCUAUCACAACAACGGCCACCUUUAACCCUGAGAAGAUCAGCAUUCUGAGUAAACCCUGUCAGUUUGGUGGAAGGAUGGUGUCCUGUUUCACUGCUAAAGUGUGUUUCAGGUCAACGUUCAGACCCAAAACAUUAUUGGGACCAGUAGAUAUCAAGUACAAUUUGACCCUGGAUGCUGACCUGCAGUCACCUCGAGACAACUCCAGAGCCCAGUUUGAUAACUCAGAGCAUCUUAUCCAGAAAACUAUCAGUGUCUCUAAGAAGGAAAUGUGUAUAGAUCAUAAUGUCUAUGUGCAGGAAACUCCGGAUUUUGUGAGUCCGGUUGCUUUGCAAGUAGACAUCAGUACACAAAAUCUGGAAGCCGGCCUCGCUCUCGAUGUAUUCCAGCCCAAAUCUUGGAAAUUUUUUGUUCAUUUUUUGAAAGACUGUGGCUCUGAUGACAAAUGCACGAGUGACUUGAAGCUGACUGUGAAGGCUAUUGAUGUACCAAGCUCAUCUUCACUGCUAGUCAGCCAGGACAGAAGAAGACUCACUUUCGUUGUGACUGUAAUGAACAAGAAGGAGAAUGCAUAUAAUACAAGAGUGUCUGCUGACUUCUCCAGUAACCUGUUCUACGCUUCUAUUACACCACCUAGAGAUAACACAGAGGUAAAAUGCACUUCAAAGGCAAACUCGCUCAACUGCCAAGUUGGAUAUCCAACCCUGACACCUAGCCAAACGGUAACAUUUGAGAUCAACUUUGACUUCAAUAUGGAACAACUACAGAAAAAUGCUGUGGUAAAUUUUGAAGUUCAAAGUGACAGUGAGGAGGAAGUGACAUCAGAUAACAAGGUCUCUGUCUCCAUCCCAGUCCAGUACGACUCCGAAAUCAUCCUUACCAGAGAGAUGAACUUGGAUUUUACCGUCAUUGGUGCAGAAGACCAAGUUAAAAAUAUUGUCACAGAUUUCGAUGACAUCGGCCCAGAAUUCAACAUGACAUUACGAGUUUCAACUGGAACGUUCACAAUCAAUCAGGCUCAUCUCACUGUUUUACUGCCCACCAGUAGCAAAGCUGGUAAUCCUUUACUAUAUGUGACCUCAGUCAAAACUGCACCUGUUGGAAAAGUGCUCUGUGACACCAGCAGUCUGAUUGAUCCACUGAAGAUCAGUGAGAAAAUCUACACUGCCAGCUUCACUAAAGAGAGCUUCAGAGGAACAAAGGAACUGAAUUGUAAGUCAGCAAAAUGUGAACCCAUGAAUUGUGUUCUCAAAGACCUGGGGAUGAAGACCAGCUACUUUGUUAACAUAACUACCCGGAUCUGGAAUGGCACCUUUGCCUUUGCUGAUUUUCAGACAGUUUUAUUGGCUGGAAGUGCUGAGAUAGAAACACCUCAGCCUGAUCUCAUAGUCAUCUCACACAAACAACAGCAGAUAAAAAUUACAGUAAGUAAAGAAGGGGCCAGUGGGGACAUUCCGAUUGGUAUUAUCAUUGGAAGUGUCAUUGGCGGGCUCCUCCUUUUGGCUCUAGCCACUGUGAUUUUAUGGAAGCUUGGCUUUUUCAAGAGAAAGCAGUUGCCACUGACUGGGAAUGAACAGAACAAAGCAGAGGAAGAGGGUCUGUUUGAGAAUCCAGCAUGAAUGGGACAAACAGACUCAGGUGUCUGGAUACAUGAGAGUGGAAUAAAUCUUUCUCAUUGAAGAACUGUUGGAAGUUGGAAAACUGGCAGAUUUAAGAUUCUUAUUGAAUACUUGCUUAAUGUUAAUUGCACAGAUGUGCUGAUAUGGUAAAUUCUUUGAGGUUGCCUCAAAAUGAACAGUGACAUGACUGAUAUUCAGUCUAGAGCCCUUUGAGGGUGAAAUUCUAAUCCCUACCACUGGUGGAUUUGGUUAAAGCUACAGUACAUUUUUCAUGCACUUUACAAGUUGGAUUUCAGUUGGACUAAAACGAUAAUUAGACUUAAUAAAAUGUCAUGUUAACGCUUUAGUCCGACUGAAAUUGUACAACUUUCUGAUUUUUGAGAAGUUGGACUAACAGACCUGCAUAAUGCCAGUGGCGAAUUCUCAGGGCCAGCAAAGCCUUCUCUGCUGGCCUAACAUGCCAAAUAAAUAAAUAAAUAUUUUUCAUCCUUUCAUUCUCAAUCACCUUUUUGCCUAUGUAUUUUUAAACGCUUUCCAUUCUUAAUUAAUCUACAAACAAAUAGAGAAAAAUCAAAAGUUUAUCCAGUCAAAAUUUAUUCCUUGAUGCUUACAAGCAAAGUGUGACAACUGUUUCACAAAUCGCAUGCCUGAAGCAUUGCGUGAGUUUGAGCUCCACCCCACUAAGCCUUCAGAAUUUCUACAGAAUCCCUCAACACUGCAAAUGAAUGAGCAUUUAAUGUCAGAUUCAUCAGCCAAUCAGAUUGAUUUAUUUGUUCUUGGUGGGUGUGAUCUUUAGGAUAUGUCCCAGUCGAGGCCUUCUAGCUGGCCUUGAGUGACGCAAUCACGCUUUAAGUGAUGUACGUAAUUUGAAAGCGAAGAGUGCGAUAUCUUGCUGACAGUCGGCUGAGAAAGAGAUCCUUAUGGAUUUAAAAACCCGAGAUGUUCUGCACCGUGUGAUUGCUUAAUUUAUUAAACAGGAAAGGAGGGCUGAUUUUCACUUCAAGUAAAUUGGUAAGUGCUUUUUGCGUUGUUAUAGCAACAUCAGGAGUUUUCUAAGUGUAAAUUAGGCUGCUUGAGAAUUCAGUGUCAGAUCAAGUUUUGAAAAGUAGUGCUGCGUUCCAUUCAACUCGGAAAGUCGGAUUUUACAACUUCCUACUAGGAAAAGUGUAAUGGAAUGCAUCUUGAAGUCAGAAUUACAACUUGUUGACUCGUGCAGAAAUUCUCAACUCCGAUUUCGCCGAGAUGCAGGGGCAUGAUGUCACACAAAUAUGUCGACACUCAGGGAGAUAUACAAAGUAAGUGAUAAACAUUCACUUUAUUAAGUAAUAUCGAUAAAUGAAUUCGUUUCCACAUUAUUAAAGCAUGUUUAACAAACGCCUGCAGAAACAGGUGAAUAAAACAUUAUAAUCUCUUUUGAUAAUCGUACACCUGUAGCACAAAUGCUAGCGCUGCAGCAUUGUUUAUCAGUUGGGUUGCUAGGAUACAUCUCUAAUGUGAGUCAAACCCCUGCUAAGCUAACAGGAGCGUUACAGUUUUGUUUCCUUAAACGACAUCUUCCGAAUAUCAGGGAAUGGAAUGCAUUUAUGGUCGGAGAUGUCAAGUAGGAAUAUCCCACAUCCAACUUGAAUGGGACGCAGCAUAACCGUGUACCCUGACGAAAUGAAAUGUAUUGCAAGCAACAUUUAAAUCGCAAAUAUUAUUAGAUAGAUUUGAGGUAGAUUCAUAUGAAAAAUUAUGAUUUUGAAUGUCUGUUCGAGAGAAGUUCAUUUCACAAACAGUCAUGCUGCAGUUAAAAUUGGGCUUGAGCAUUAAGUGUCGUUUCAAGUCCGGCUUUCAUGCGUGGAUGUGUUUUUAAAAUGUCAGUUGGUAUUAUUAGUUAGCUGUGACAUAAAGUAUAAUGCCCAAAGGCAUAGGGUGUCUUAUUCAUUGUGAAACUGUAUUUUCUUAAUAAAUGAAUCACACUGAAGGCCUAGACUUUAAUGCACGGCCCGCAACUUCAUAAUACUAUUAUGAUUCUUAUUGAAUUCUACUGUAUUUGUAUUCGGUUCUUGUUGGAGUCAUGCAAACCAGUGGACGAGGAUCUGCUUUUAUCUGUGGAAGGAUAUGAGGAACUCAGAGCUUAUCAGCUCAUUAUGUGUAUAUGUGUGUUACAUUUCUGAACACCAACAGAGCAUAUCUAAUAAAAAACCUACUUUCACCACUUGUUUUUCUGAAUAAUAACAUGUGAAAUGAUAAAAAUGUGAAAGACUUUAUGCAGACUCAGAAUUUAUAUAUGUGCUUUACCCUCAUGCCGUCAGUACUUGUUUCUAUUUAAGAUGCGGGUGAGUGCAAAUAUUUAUGCUGUUAUUUUAAAAUCUUUUUUGUUUUCCAUUUUUAUUGAUGCAUAUUGUUCAUUUCAUUCCCCCACAACCAAAAAGAAAAACAUAGUUUUUUGAAGUUACCUUAUUUUGAAACUAUUCUUG